UAAAUUAUUAUUUUUUUUAAUUGUUAUAUAGCUAUAAUGUAAUGCUAAUUAUGUUAUAAAUAUAUAAAUUUUUAAAAUUUUUUAAAUUUUUAAAAUUGUAUACAUUAAGUAUAAUAUAUGGUAAAAACCAGUAUUGAUAUAUAUUCAUAUAUUAUAUUAUCUUUAUUAUUAUUCUUGUCAAUUAAAUACAUUAACAAACAUUGACUACAACUAGAUCAUAAUCCGAUUUUGGAUUCCAAAUAAUCUCUUAAACAAAUAAAAUCAUAUUUCUUACUAAGCGCCAUUUUAAUUCGAAGUCAACUAAAAUUCGAAAUAUAUGCAGAUUAGAAUGGGUGGAGUCCUUUUCAAUUUUUCUGUGCAUAUAUCUGUCGAGAAUUAUAUUGUUAACACCAUUGAAUUAAAAAGAAAAACAAAAAUAUAAUCUGUAUUAAAUAUUCAGUCGACUGAAUAAUCGUCAGUUUAACCUCCUAAUAAAUUAUAAGAUUUUAUCCAUAUUCAGUAAAACUGAAGAGUAGUUCGUUAACAGCAUUUUCUCGAGUGUAAAGUGGACCUCUCGUUGCGAAGAGUGGGUAUGGAACGAGUGCGCGCGCGUAUUAUCGUCAUCUUUUUUCUCGACUCUUUUCUCCUCUCUUUUUCUCUUAUUCACUCGAUCAGUGUGUUCGCGCUCAAGUCCCGGUCGCUGACUACGUGUCCCCCUAGGGCAACCGCCUAUGCGCAUGCGCAGCUUUGCGAUUAUGACGUCAUGCAGCAUGACGCCACAACUCCCGAUUGGCGGAGCGCGUCGUAGCCGUCGUUGUGUCGUCGUCGUCGCGUUGUCGAAUAGUAGAAGGUAAAGCGGGGCAAGGAAAAGGGAAGGAUCGGUGAGGGGGAAGAGAGCGACACCCGUAGCUCCGCUUUACCGCCGCAUUCUCGAGCGUUCGUCUCCGUUCGUCUCCUCGUACGGCAAGCAAGCGAGCGAAUGCACGUCGUCGUGUCGCGCGCAUACCAUUAUUUCGUGUCUCGUGUUCAACCUAGAAUACGGUUUCUCUUGUAUACGUAUCAACAGCAUACAUCUGUGGUAUUAAUGACGCUUAGUCGUUAGUCAGUUUUCGAUGAACGUUUAUUGCUAGAGUAAGUGUGGUAAAAAUAUCUGGCGUCCGAGUAACGUGUUCUUCUUUUUCUUUGCUCCGCCUUUACGGCGCGUCGCUCACUUCGAGCGCUAGAACGUGUUUGCUAAAAUUUCGGUGCUCGAUAAUUUUCAAACUAUUGAACAUCAUUUUUUGUGGCGUUACGAUAUAAUCUAUUGUAAUUACGAUACAAAGUGAAAAAGAAACGUGAAAGACGUAAUGGGAAUAUAUUGAGUGAUUUUUCGAGAGUGAAAUUGAUUUUACGUAGUGUUUAUUUUGCGGAGACUAGGACAGUCUCUCAUAACAAAUAUGCUAUAAAACCGUUAUCGUGCAUCCAAAAAGUGCAUAAAGGAUAUACAGAAACAGAAUAAUAGACGUGAAAAAGUGAAUGUGAGUGAUACGUUAAUACGUUGUGACAACGACGACGACUCGGCGGAAUAUUCGUGGACGAAGAAAUCGACCAAAAUGAUGGGGAAGAGAACGCAGUGCUACUUGUGCGAUCUGCCUAGAAUGCCCUGGGCAAUGAUCACGGAAUUUUCGGAACCCGUGUGCCGUGGUUGUGUGAAUUAUGAGGGUGCCGACAGAAUAGAUGCAGUAUUGGAAUCGGCUAAGCAAAUGAAAAAAGCACACGGUUUCCAUGAAGCUAGAUCUUCUACAUCAAAAGCUUAUAGAACAUCCGGACAUACUGAACAUAACGGAGGUGCUAAUUUGGACGUUCUACCAAUACAAAAUACUGGUCAAAACCAUUCAAGGCAUCACAAUAUUGCUAGUUAUUCGCAGCUUCAUCAUCGAAACUCCAUUACCGAAUUCAAUUCAGGUACAUCAAGGCAGCAAAUCUCUCGGCAACAUGAGGAAACUCAUGAGAUUGCAAAUGGCAUGAGGAGUAAUAACGUGAGAAUCCCAAACGCCCACCUAGCUGCAGUGGCGCAUCACGUGAAUCUUAGCCACAACAGAGGUAUCGCACAACUCAAACGAAGUAUUUCCACAAUCGAUGAGGAUGAGCAUGCUGAGAAAAGACUUUCGUUGGAAGAACAGCAUUCGGUUAGGCCACCAUUGACCAGAGGUGAUUCCUUGCCAGCUGUAAGUCUUGCCGUCAGUUAUGUACAAGAUAGAAGCAAAGAGAAACAUCCUGUGAGAGCACCCAGCUUCGAGACCGCCACUUCAUUCAAGGCCAAUGGAGCAUAUGUUGGUCCAUCUAUUCCAUUAGCACCAGCAAAUGUAGCGGCAAAUGGUGGAGGGUCUCCUCUUCGUCCACGAACUAGCCCUCCACCACCACCGCCACCAACACAAGAAACCACUAAUGAUAAUCCACAGACGAAUCAUCACCAGGGUACAACAAACGGCCCAUCUCCAAUGGCCGCGCUCAUGUCUGUUGCUGAUAAUUUAGCAUCACCAGAAUCAGUGCCACAACCACCAAAUAAUCCAAGUCCAACUAGCAGAAGCCCACCGACUACGGCUACAAAUGCUCAACAACGCAGUGCCUCCAGAGGGUCGCAGCAUAGCCCGAAUAGUUCAGCAUCGUCGGGUAGGAGGUCCAGCGGUUCAAGACACGUAUCGUCAACGACUGUAACAACAUCAUCAGAGGGAGCAGUUGCUCAGGUUGCUGGAGCUGAACAAGUCUCUGCACCAAUAUUAAAAUGCACUUUAUGUCAAGAACGCCUCGAGGACACACAUUUCGUUCAGUGUCCCAGCGUACCACAUCACAAAUUUUGUUUCCCAUGCAGCCGAGAAAGCAUAAAGAGACAGGGUGCUGGAUCAGAGGUUUAUUGCCCAAGUGGCGAAAAGUGUCCACUGGCGAACAGCCAAGUGCCAUGGGCGUUUAUGCAAGGCGAGAUAGCCACUAUCUUGGGUGACGAUACCACCGGUUCUGGGCUUAAAGUAAAGAAAGAAAGAGAAACUUAAAGAUUCUCAUACUGUUUUAAAACUGGGCUCAAAUUUUGCACCCUCUUUGACGAGGGUUAAUUAUGGUGGAACCGUGAAGGUUUAACCAAAAAAUACUUUUGGUAAAGGUGAUAAAUGUUGGCGGCGAUAUUGCCAACAUUAUUCGAUUCGAGCCAAAGACGUUGUCGGUGCAAAUUGGAAUUAAUAAAGAAGUUGUUGAUGUUGUUGUCGGGGAAAGUGGACGAUUUUUUUCAGCGAUUUGUUUCGCUGAAUGUUCUUUUCACCGAGACAACAGACUGUUUCGAUCGAUCAAUCGUUCGUUUGAUCAAUUGUUUUUGACUGGUUUUGAGAAGAAGUCUUUGGCAUUUUUUGACAUACUGGAGUCGGUUCUGCAUACGUGUAUAUAUGGGAUUAUCAUAGGACGGUUAAUGCGCGAAGAAGUAAAAAAAAAAAAAAAAAAUACGUGGUUUCUAUCGAAUAUAUACAAAUUAACGUAGAAGAAAUCACGGGAGAGAUUUUGUGUCCGGUUUAGGUUUGUACUUAGGCUCAAUCGCCUUUCUUUAUUGUUUCUUGUGUCGCGAUAUUUUCGCGUUUUUUGAAGUACAACACACACACAAAGGAUGUACACUGUACACACAAUGUAUACACAUACAAGCAUGAUUUGUUGCGUACACAUACACAAAUUACUAAAUACACAAAUACAUAUACACAUACAUAACAUGAAAUACAUAACAUGAUUAACUAUUAAAAUUAGGCGGUUGUAUUGUACUUUAUUUUUAUUCACGCUAUACCGUGAUCGCGGAUUAACCGGAGUCGGAAAUAUCGUGCUUCGGUAUUCUAAAGUCCGUCGAGAAAAUCUCUGACGGAUAUCCUUUUCUAAUCUUUCAUUUGUAUACUCUUUCUACUAUUACCACACACUCGUUGUAUAAUAGAAACAUAAAAACAUGGCGACAUAUUUAGACCCGGCGUAUGGGUUUUCUGUACAUUAUGUAUAUGUGUACAUACCACAUUAUUAAUAAAACUUAUGGACUAAAGAGGAAUAACCAUUUUUAAAUGUACAAAAGAAAAAUUUACAUUCGUUUUGCGUGUUAUUCUUAUUAAAUUAUUUUUCUUUUUUUUUCUUCUUUCUUCUCGAAUUAUUAUAAACGAAAAAUCGUAUAUCUAAAAAUAUUUUACAAAAUAUUUGAGCGCAUUUUGUUUUUGUUUUUUCUUUUCAUUCUUUCUCGUUUGCGAAAAAUUACGAAAUCUUUUUUUAAGAUUUGUCUGAUGGUAUCUAAAAAAGAAAAAAAAAAUAUACGAGAGAGGAGAGAAGGAUUUGGAAAAGGAGGGGUGGGUAUCGUUCUUAUCCAGUCAUUCAUAAUAAAAAAAAAAAUCGGUAUCCGAUUAUGUAACGUCCACUUUCGCCUUUAGUUAUUUGCUAGACUUUAAGUGAGAGGGCCUUUUGGUUUUUCAUUUUGCUGAUGAAAAAGAUGACGCCCGUCAAAUAGGAACCAUACACUCGCUAUUGUCUCUAAAAACGUAAAAGAAAAAAAAAAACGAUAAAAAAAUGAAGAAAUGAAAAGUGAAACAAAGCGGAAAAAAGGGGAAUGGAAAGAAACGAAAUGAGAAACCGAAAAAACGUAAGCAAGCAUAUAUAUAUCUUGGUAUCUAACUGGUGUCCGAGAAUUUUUAUCAUAAGUUUUGUCUGCUCCGAAUAAGAGCAUUUCUCGGACACGAGCAUGACUCCUUUUUGUAUAUAUUUGUACAAAACGGAUAUUGGCACAAUAGACGAAGAACAGAGUGACGAAAUGGCGCGAGAUCGAAAAUUGCAAAAUUGCAAUUGAUCACGCGUUGCGUGGCUCAGGUUCUAAUCAAAGACGCUUCGUACUAUUAGACUCUGAUUUCCGGUGGAACUUGACGAACUCAUCGUUUCUGUUGGUCAACGGCGCUCUUUUUUCGAAUCACAUGUUGCUUCGAUACUCAUUCGAGAAUUUAUCGAAGCAGCCUGUGUGUAGAGGCUAUCUGCGUUAGCGUAAGCAAACUUAUUGUAACGAAGUAGGAGUGCAAAAUUGAUAAAAAUGAGUGAGAGAAUGCUGAGUGAUGAGAUAUGGUGCGAAAGAGAUAUUAAUCCUUUCGUGACUGUGCCCUUAGUGUUGAGAGUGUUCUUUUUUUUUUUACAUAUAUAUAUAUAUAUGUGUAUUUUAUAUAUAUAUGUAUAUAUAUAUAUAUAUGUAAGUCAAAAUAACUUUUGUGAUAUGGAAGGAAAUAUGUGUACGAAUAUUUAAGUACAGUUGAUGGAAGUAUUGUAAUGAGAUCAUAAAAUUUGAUUACGUAUUAAUCCUCUAUAACAUUUUGUAAUUUGGAAUUCAGUAACCAUGUAUAAGAUAUUUCUUAUUUAUUGUUGUAUCUUAUAAAUAUAUUACAAUAAUGAUUUGUUUAUAUCAUUUAUUGGUUUCAAGAUUUCAAACCAAAAACUUAUAAUUAGUUAAUUAUAUUCUUUUUAUAAAUAAACAAGUUAUAGAGGGUUAAUAGUCAAAGUUCGAGUUUUGCUCAGGAUUGUAUAAUGUCAAUAUAGAGUUAUUUUUUUUUAAAUAGUAUGUUUAAAAAAAUUUUGUACAUAUAGUUUAGAAAACAGGUUCUAUAAAUAUGUUAUUUUUAAUAUAUAUAGAUUAAUACAUGUAUGUAGAAAUUACAAUUCUGCAAUGUUGCAUCUACAUAUAAUUUCGUAAUUCUAAAUGGCAAUUGUAUAGCUUUUUUUUUAUAAAAAUAAGUAAAAGUAUAGUUAGAUACUUGAAAAAUAAUUAAUAUUUGGACUUAUUAGAUUAUCUUUUCAUAUCAGAAAUUUACUAUAAAAUAUAAAUAAAUAAAAAAGCUAUCAUUUUUUUUAGAAAUAUUGAAAAUAAAAAUUAAAAAUUAAUAAAAAAUACAGAGCCCAAUUUAAUAUUCCAGAAAUUCUGGAUAUGACCAAUUUUGCCUUAUGAUACUGAAUCAUAACAGUCGUAUAGAUUAUCACUUAAGAGAGUUAUUUUAUGCAAUAUAAAUACAAGAAGGUUAAAGUUAGUUUUAAUUCAAUGUUAAUUGCUUUGUAUCACUAUUAGAUAUCAUGAAAUUAAAGACAAUGUUUCAAUAUUUUGCAUCUGCCAAGGUUUUAUAGCAGUAAAUGACUUAUGCUCGCUUAAAUAACUAUGUAUUAAAAAGAUAGCAAAGCAAGAGGUUAAUAUUUUAAUCUUUAACUUUACCGCAGAAGAAUUCCAUUUAUCUGAAUGCGUCACAUGGACAAAUAGUUCAUAUAAAUGGAGUUCACUUAUAAAUACAGGUUCUCGUUGUCUACAAUUUUUAUCUAUAAAUAAUAAAAUUCAUCGUUUGGAGAGAAAUACAAUUAGUAGGAUUUCAGUUAAUCAGGCAUUAAUCGAAAUCUUAUUUCAAUUGAUGGAAUUCAGAUAAAUAAAAUUCUACUAUAUAAUGCUUCCAUCAACUAUACUUCGUAUAAUUAUGGUGUAAUGCAUAUAAGUGGAAAUAAAAAUAAUUCUAUUAAAGAAAAUAUAUACGUACGAGAUUUAACUCUUGAAAGGCGGAUAAUUUGAUCGACUGCCUGGAUACAUUUGGACUCAUAAUAACAAUAUAUAAUCUGUAUUUUAAAUAAUUUUUAUUAUAUUUGCUUUCUAUGUUUCUAUGUAAAUUAAACAAUUAUUACUCAUCGUUAUUAAUCGAACAGGUUAUUGAAAACCUAAUGUGCGGGGGGCCCAAAAGUAUCGAAGGCACCGCCCAACGAGGGUUAAGUUAAAUGAUCCGAUAUCUAGGGGAGUGAUGAAAGGAUUAAUAGAAACAAAAAAAAAUAAAAAAUAAAAAAUAAAAGGAAACAAAAAAAAAACGAAGAAUGCAAAUAAAAAAGAACGAGAGAACGCGAGAAAAAGAAAAGAGGGCCAAGAUUGAAAAGAGCACAAUUGAUCGUAGCAAUACUACAGAGGCUGUACAUGAUAUUUUUUAGUCCGAGGUAGGUAGUUCCUACCUUCGAAGUUGAAUCGAGGCACUCGAUCAAAAGGAAACUUACAAUUUAAUCCAUCAUUGAAAAAUAAUGGAUAAGUUCAUAGAAAACAAGAGAACGAGAAAGCAGAUAAAAGAAAACGAAAAAAAAAAAAUAAUAUAAAAGAAGACAAUUGUCAAGUUAAGUUCUUCAAGCAGAAACAACUCCUAUUGUUGUAUUUCGUUCGUUUCUCCUCGUAUUGCGCGAUUUUGCGAACCGUGUAUAUUCUCUUUCUGUCCGAUGCGAUUUCCUUUUUUUUUCCACGUUUACAUUGCUGAAAAUCGAUUUUGUCGCGAGCUAUUCAAGAGGGCCUUCACCCUCUCGACGUAUCGAUACACAACGUACUAUUGGUCGUCGAAUUCGGUCGCCGAUCGUUUUUGCUCUUUUUACUGUCCGUUUUGCUGUAUUUUGUAUUGUUCGUGCGCGAUCGUUUUUUUAAACGCUUGCUCAAUUCCCGAUAGUAUUUUUGGACGACGUUUUACGAAAUAAGAGAAAAAUAUCGACAGAAACACGUUUAUUUUUCUCUCAGGUAGUGUGUAUGUGCGCGUUGAUAUGUUCAAGCGAAUAUAAUAGCAAAGAUUUUCCCUCUUUUCUUCUUUCUUUUUAUUUUAUUUUAUUUUUCUUAUUUAAAAUGUCGUCCAGAUGAGAGAAUUUGGAAAUGCACAAAGGAAACGUAGUUUCGUUGAAGCAACAAUAUGAUAAUAAUGACUGUUACAUUAUUCUUCGAUAAUUAUAUAGCGUUUAAAAAUCGUCCUUUUGCGUAUCGCAUUUCACGUUCGUCUAAUUUCAUUGUUGACGACAAGAAAAAAAAAUUUAAUUUUUUUAUCAGAGACAUUUGUCUAUUUUCGUUGUUUAAAAAAAAAACGCAGCACUAAGAACGCGCAAUCUUUGUUCCCAAGACAAAAUAGAAGAAGAAAAGAAAAAAAUAUAUAUGUACGAAUCUUUUCAACCAGAGUGUGUUUUUCAACUGUACCGUGUUCAUUCCGUUUGAUUUUUUUUUUUUUGUAUCAAUUUUAUCUUUCAUGAUAGCUACACAAACAGAAGUAUACAGGAAAGCGGAAGUAACGAAAUAAUACGUCGAAUAGCAAUUGUAGUAGUGAAUAAUGAAAUUUUCUAGUAUACCAUACCUCGAGGACGCGUAAACACUGUACUGUUUAUCGUAUGUAUGCAACAUGCAAAAGCAAAAUAUAUGUGUUGAUGUGUAAUAA
Apis cerana (Asiatic honeybee) is the source of this 8198-nucleotide messenger RNA. RefSeq names its product Protein interacting with Ttk69 and Sin3A (gene Pits). Gene Ontology annotation, biological process: regulation of transcription by RNA polymerase II. Gene Ontology annotation, cellular component: nucleus. Lineage: Eukaryota; Metazoa; Arthropoda; Insecta; Hymenoptera; Apidae. The record is from RefSeq and is a predicted model, not a curated record. Gene Ontology annotation, molecular function: transcription corepressor activity.